Molecule: messenger RNA, 1958 nt
Organism: Daphnia magna
Lineage: Eukaryota; Metazoa; Arthropoda; Branchiopoda; Diplostraca; Daphniidae
Product: protein spalten
Exons: 6
Coding region: 202-1824 (540 amino acids)
Biological process (GO): protein dephosphorylation
Molecular function (GO): protein serine/threonine phosphatase activity; cation binding
Source: RefSeq, a predicted model, not a curated record
UCUCCCAAAGAAACGUUAGCAACCAACCACAUUUUACAAAUUCAGUUUCAAGACGGAAAGACAACUGUUCCCAACGGCCGCUCUCGUCUCUUACUUCCGCUUCCGCCUAUUUCCUCUGUUUAUUGUUGUUUUUUUCGUCUUCUUCGUGCUGCUGUGCAAAAGUGCUUACUUCUCCGCCCAUGAUAACUUACUAGCCAAAGCAUGGAUGACUCUACAGAGUCAGAUGUUCUCUACGAAGCGUGUUCAAUCCUGAUGCGAUUAUCAGCUCGUUCUAUCAAAGGGAUCAGGGCAGAUAUUGAUCAAAUUGAGUUACCAAGUUUGUCACUCGAAUUUCAAAAUUUCGAUGAACCGUCGCUUUAUAGAGCUGACAAAAACGGCAACAGCAGCAGCAGCAGCAGCAGCUUGAAUUUCGUGCCAUUAUUAUUUGGCCUGUUCGCCCUAGGUCUGAUCGGGGCGGCUGCCCGUAACGAACGCAUUCAAGGUUGGACUCUGUUGUUGUCAAGAAUUUUACGAAGAUUGAUUCGGAAGGUGAAGACAUACGUCACCAGGUUAAUUGUCACUCUGGGCCCUGUUCGAAAAGGUGAUUUACUUAAUCUACAUAUGAAGAGUCCCGGUUCUACGUGGGAUCUACGUUCGAGCACUGAGCAGUCUGCUUGUUUUGCUCUACAAGGCAGACGACCCAAAAUGGAGGAUCGAUUUACUUUGGUCGAAAAACUGGGAGGCACACAGCUCCAUCUCUUCGCUAUUUAUGACGGGCAUGGAGGCGAAUUCGCGGCUGAUUUCGCUCAGCGUUGGAUUGUUAAUUGGCUGGAGAAACGGUCUGUAAACUACAAGAGUCGGCUUCCAUUAUACGAACCAUGCACAUCAGUUUCUCCUUCAAGCGGUUAUCAGGAGAUUCGGAUAGAAGAACCGAACGCCAAUAACGAUCCACCCGAGCCGGCUUUACCUGACAAAAAUGGAACAACAGCAAAAAUUGGCCGCAGAAACAGCUUGACCAGCCAGCAACAGGAGUUGCCUUCGCAAUCAGAGAUGACUAAAACUCCAUCCUUGAAUAGAAGGCAGCAUUCACAACAAGAAGGCCAAGGAGAUUUACCUAAUGUCAGUGGCAUGCUGAGGCGGGGAAGUAGUGGACGAGAAGCCACUAGAAAACUUGAACUAAGGCGAAAAAGCAGCGCACGAAUGCCGAUACCCACCACUUCAAAGCGUCAAUCACUCGUUGCAAGUGGAGAAUUUGACCUGUCUAGUGAGCUCACAACAGCGAUCAUGGAAUCCGAUAAGGCCCUGCUGGUCGAGGCCAAGAAGCGCAAUGACGUAGCAGGCAGUACCGCUUUGGUAGCGAUCUUGGAUUCAGCAUCAGGACAACUGACUGUAGCCAACGUUGGAGAUUCGAGAGGUAUCCUUUGUGAUGCCAAGGGAACUGUUAUCCCCUUGUCUUUCGACCACAAGCCUCAACAGUUGAAAGAACGAAAGCGAAUCCAAGAAGCCGGUGGGUUUAUAUCUUUCAACGGUGUGUGGAGAGUGGCCGGAAUUCUAGCAACUUCCCGUGCUCUAGGAGACUUUCCUCUUAAGGAUCGCAAACUGUUGAUUGCCGAACCGGAUGUACUUUCUUUUGAUCUUCACGAACUCCGACUUCAUCAGCCUAGCUUCCUCAUUCUUGCAUCUGAUGGAUUGUGGGAUGCUUUUACCAACGAAGAAGCUGCUUUUUACGUUCGUCAGCGACUUCACGAACCGCACCUCGGCGCAAAAAGCCUUGCUAUGCAGGCUUAUCAGCGUGGAUCGGUAGACAACAUCACGGUACUCGUAAUUAAUCUCAGCAAGCUGUAAAGAGUGAAAAGAACGUGUGCUCGAAAAACUUAUAACAUUAUCCACCAUCACUUUCCAUAUACAUAUAUUGCCCCGAUAGAUGUCCUGCAAAUAUAUCACCAGUUCCACACCUCUAAUAAAAUGAAAUUAAUCAA